Molecule: messenger RNA, 1888 nt
Organism: Eruca vesicaria subsp. sativa (arugula)
Lineage: Eukaryota; Viridiplantae; Streptophyta; Magnoliopsida; Brassicales; Brassicaceae
Source: the annotation of a GenBank genome assembly
AUUUUCUCAAAGUCUCGUUCCUCUCUCCAUCGAUAGAUCGCUCCAAGACUCUGCAAUAGCCUCCUUGAAGGCGCCAAAAACUCGGUAAAGAAUCAAAUAUGUCAACGAUCGAAGAGCCGCUGUACCCCAUCGCGGUACUCAUAGACGAGCUAAAGAACGAUGAUAUCCAAUUAAGGCUAAAUUCAAUCAGGCGUCUCUCCACGAUCGCUCGUGCUCUCGGAGAAGAGAGGACACGUAAGGAGCUGAUUCCUUUCUUGAGUGAGAACAAUGAUGAUGAUGACGAGGUGUUGCUUGCGAUGGCUGAGGAGUUGGGAGUGUUUAUUCCUUACGUUGGUGGCGUUGAGCAUGCGAAUGUUUUGCUUCCGCCGUUGGAGACUUUGGCGACGGUGGAAGAGACUUGUGUGAGGGAGAAGGCUGUUGAGUCGCUUUGUAGAGUUGGGACGCAGAUGAGGGAGAGUGAUUUGGUUGAGCAUUUCUUGCCGUUGGUUAAGAGACUUGCAGCUGGUGAGUGGUUCACAGCUAGAGUUUCAGCUUGUGGAGUUUUCCAUAUUGCGUACCCAAGCGCCCCAGAUACGUUGAAGACCGAGUUAAGAUCGAUAUAUACUCAGCUCUGUCAAGAUGAUAUGCCAAUGGUGAGGAGAGCUGCAGCAACCAAUCUCGGGAAGUUUGCUGCAACUAUUGAAUCAGCGCAUUUGAAGACUGACAUUAUGUCUAUGUUUGAUGAUCUUACUCAAGAUGAUCAAGAUUCCGUUAGAUUAUUGGCCGUUGAGGGCUGUGCUGCUCUUGGGAAAUUAUUGGAGCCGCAGGAUUGUGUCGCACACAUUCUUCCCGUGAUUGUUAAUUUCUCGCAGGAGCUAUCAUCAGACUCUUCUCAGCACGUCAGAUCUGCAUUGGCCUCAGUUAUAAUGGGAAUGGCUCCAGUCCUGGGUAAGGAUGCAACAAUUGAGCAUCUCCUUCCAAUCUUUCUCUCUCUGUUGAAAGAUGAGUUUCCGGAUGUACGCUUAAACAUUAUCAGCAAACUUGACCAAGUGAAUCAGGUUAUUGGGAUUGAUCUACUGUCACAGUCCUUACUGCCAGCAAUUGUAGAACUUGCCGAAGAUAGACACUGGAGAGUAAGACUUGCUAUAAUCGAGUAUAUCCCUUUGCUGGCAAGUCAGUUAGGUGUUGGCUUCUUUGACGAUAAGCUUGGUGCUCUUUGCAUGCAAUGGUUACAAGACAAGGUUCACUCGAUCCGUGAUGCUGCUGCAAACAAUCUGAAGCGGCUUGCUGAGGAGUUUGGUCCUGAAUGGGCAAUGCAACAUAUAGUUCCUCAGGUUCUUGAGAUGAUUAACAACCCUCACUAUCUAUACCGUAUGACUAUUUUGCGCGCGGUUUCUCUUCUUGCACCAGUGAUGGGCUCAGAGAUCACAUGCUCUAAGCUCUUACCUGUGGUAAUCACUGCCUCUAAAGACAGAGUUCCAAACAUCAAAUUCAACGUCGCUAAAGUGCUUCAAUCCCUCAUUCCAAUAGUCGAUCAAUCAGUUGUAGAGAAGACGAUUCGUCCAGGGCUUGUGGAGCUAAGUGAAGAUCCAGAUGUUGAUGUGAGGUUUUUCGCAAACGAAGCUAUUCAGUCUAUUGAUAAUGUGAUGAUGUCUUAGCUAAGUAAAAAACUUCGAGUUCUUGUUUCUAUCCCUUGUUUUCUGUCUGAUGCAAAAGUUAUAAAUUCUCAAGACUGUAACACGUAAGUAGUGAGAGAGAGACAACUUUUGUGUUCUGUUCUUUUUUAUUACACGCAAAACACUUUAAGCGACUCGGUGUGGAAUAUGUCCAUUGUCUUGCAACAAACGUGUUCCGUUUUAACUUUGUUUUGUGAUUUUUUUUACUUUAGUUAAACAAAUCCUUUUUCCGC